Molecule: messenger RNA, 12702 nt
Organism: Porites lobata
Lineage: Eukaryota; Metazoa; Cnidaria; Anthozoa; Scleractinia; Poritidae
Source: the annotation of a GenBank genome assembly
AUCCAAAAUCAGUUGUUUGGCUCCAAUAUAUCGAGCGCAAAACAAAACUUUUUUGUCGAGGAAUUCAUCUGUCUGAUUAGUCGUUUCCUUCGAAAACCUCUCUCCAAUAUUUUGUGUUGGCUGGCCAACAAUAUAACGACAUGUCUUAAACUUGAUACUUUUGGCAGAACAAUGAAGCCCGGCGAAGGUAAGCUACUGGACUUGUAUUUUCCCAAGUUUAGUUGGGGUAACAGCUGACGUGUUUUUCAACUUGAAAUUUGCCUGUUUUGAGCUUUUUCUAAAGCGAAUUCUAUCAUAAACAUGAAUUCUUCUAAAAGGAGAUAUGUACUUCUUUCUAAAGAAUCACCAUAGGUUCCAAAGUACGGCCAAUUUGAUCUGUAUUACGAAGAAUUUUUUUCUUGUGUUAUAAGCAAGAUAUGUUAAAAAUUAAGAUGUUCAUUCCUUUAUUGAUAGGUUCGAAAUGUCUAUGCUCAAGCUUAAAUCGAAUUAUCACUUUGCUUCCUUUAUUAUAAUACAAGGACUGUUAUGUUCUUGUACUUGUAUGGUUCGUCAAGGAAAUUAUAAUUAAUGCUGGGCAGCUUUUCUUUCCUCGUAUCAGGUUGUAUAAAGUAAGUCUGUGUAGAUAUUUAUACAACAACGCGCUUUCCAUGCUCCCGGUAAAUGUCUUAAUAAGCUUACGUACUUUUAUGUUAACAGUCACUGGCGCACACAGCAUUUUCAUUUAAAGGCAUCAUAACCGGUCAUGAAUAAGACGCGAGGAACGUUCUGAAUUUCGGUUUUGAGAAUGUUGUACUUUGAAAACAUUUUAGUCCGACAAAGCUGAUAAUUCACCAGUAAUUUUCCAACCAAUUUAAUGUGCAUGUAAGGUUGUUAUCUCAGACAACAUGAAUCGAAGUGUUUAAAGCUGUUUUAGUCAAGAAAUGUAUUCUAUCAUAAUAUCAAACUGCUGAGCAUAUUGCCUGGCUUAUUUACAUGUUCUGUCUGUCAAACCUUUCGUAUGUUUUUACUGAAUACCCACUUUUCAUCACUCCAGGCAAGUACGAUCUCUAGGGGCAAAGUUCACUUGUGAAUAUUAAACAUAGUCAAUUGCCCAUGACCACUUUGUAAACAAGAGUUCUUUGCUGUGAGAAAUAUGUAAGUUGUUGUUGCAGUCAGGACACUGAGUGCAUUGUAUCAAUGUGAGAGGUAAAAAAAAAUUCCUCUUUACUUUCUGGCUUCCCAUAAUUAAAUUCAAUAUUGUUGAGUGGACCACAUCUCCAAAGAUUAGAACUGCUUUUUAAAGAAUUUCUAGUGAUUCUUUGAGUAUGGGCGAACAUGAAGAAAAAUGAAAUGGGGGGUUUUGCUUGGGGGGUUACUCCUGGGAAUUUUUUGUGGGACUGUGCCGCCCGGUUCUUCAAAUCAUGACCCUAUUUCACACCAAAAAAUGUAAUUUUCCAUACCUGUUUUCAUACCUAGGCCUGCAGAAAUUAUGUCAUCAUUACUUUAGAUUAGUGCACAAGCAAAAAAAUUCUUCAAAUCCAUUUUGAAUUCUCAUAUUUCUCUUUCUUUCUUGGUCAUCUGGAAUUGUAACAGUUUAUGAUAAAUACGUUCAUACACUCCCAUAGUUCCCUCAAAAACCAUACCUGAUUCCAGACCAAAAUUGGCAAAGUGUAUACCCUUUUUCAGACCAAAACGGCGCAAAAACUCUACCUGAUGGGGUGGCACAUACUGAUAUAGCUUAUAUAAGGGAGUACCCCCUUAGGGGGUUUUGAAAGUCAGACUCGUGACAUGCAGGCAUUCCCCUGCCCCUGAAAAAGGGCUCAUAUUAAUAUUUGCUGUAGUGCUGUAUUCUUUCUAUCUCUUACAUGUGAGUUUCCAACCCACAGAGCUCCUCUAAGACGUAAAAAUAUACUAUCAAUAAUAUAAUGAUUUUCUGCUGGAAAGAGGGUGUAAAUUAGGAGCAGUGGUUUAGAACUUUAAGCAUAUCCUGUUUGCAGUAGUGAGAAAGGACAGGAUUUAAGCCCUGAUCUUUGCUGUUCAAAGACUGGGGAUUAAUUCAAGUUAAGUUAUGAAACCUUUGUUUUAAAAGAAGCCACCUAAAAUGCAAAGAUUGAGUGGUUACUUAUGGAAGUUGCUCACUUACGAGAAUUAAAUCACCAGUAGUGAUUCCUGUUAAGAAAAGGUGCAGACACAUCUACUUUCUGAAAGAGAAUUAAUUGCAUGUAAUUUCCAAGUUACCAUGUAUGUAAGAGUUCUUCAUUUACUCUGAGGAGGAUACGGUUGAACCUCUAAACAGCCACCUCUACACAAUGGCCACUUUUUUGGGUGGACAGUUUAUACAUUGACUCUUGUUUAAGCCUCUCUCUACAAUAGCCACUCUUUCUUCUGUCCCUGAGGUGGCCUUUGUGAAGAGGUUAACAACUGUAGUACAUAUGUUGUGGUUCAAUAAUUUUUAUACUUGGUUCAAAUUUUAUUUUCUUUUGUUACAAACUCAUUAUCAUGUAAUUAAUCAUACAUUACCAUACCCAAAACAAAAGAAAAUAAAAUUUGAACCAAGGAUAAAAUUGAACCACAACACAUACAGUCAAUAAGAACUUGCGUCAAGUAGUCUCUUAUAUUUUAUUACAAAAGGUUAAAAACAAUGGAAAAUUAUCAAACCAUCAAUCAACAGAGUGAUAAGAGCUGGUUCUUUAGAUAAAUAUGAGAGGUAAAUUAUAAAGUGGAUAAAUGGAAAAAAAUUGGCAUUUUGGAUAAGUGGUUGCUAAUGGGAGGUGGUCACUUUGUUGAGUCAGUCACAUCCAUAGAGGUUUGACUGUUUCUUGAAAUUUGUUUUUCUGUUUUGAUUUAAAGUGUUAACAGAGGCAGAAGGUGAUGUUGCUGGUGAGAUGGAAUGUGAGAUGCAGGCAAGAGACUUCUUCAUACACAUUGGAAUGCUGAUAGUGGAAGGUCGUACACCACAGCAGUCAGAAAAAGGAAGAGCUGAAGGACCUCACUGCCUGUCCUUGAUUAGUGUGGCUCCUCAUGUCUGUAACCCACAUGUAAAUUACCUUGUAAGUUCAGGACCUUCUAAUAUUUAAAAUACACUAUGGGUUUUUUGUUUAUUCAAACGAAUACAUUUUCAAUGAAUGUACAGCAUAGAGUUCUAAUUUCUAGCAUAUAUCCCUAACACUAGUAAUAUAAAUCCAUUUUUUAGUGUCAGAAAGUAUGUGAAAGAAAAGAAAAGAUGACAGUGUUGUGGGAGAACAGUUCUCCUAUGGUGAUCACAGUCCUGAUGCAGAGUCCAGAUGAUAGCAAUUGGAUUUUGCUGGAGAAGUGGACAAUUGAAGCUGUUGAUGGGUACGUGACAUGAGUACUACAGUACAACCACAUUGAGAGGAACACCAAUGGGCCAGGGAAAUCUGGUUUUAAAAAACAGAAAAUGACUGAAUGUUUUUAAAUUAGGGCCAAAAAAUUGUUGUUGUAACAACGGGGUGGUCAAAAAGCAGGGUCCUACUAUACUGUUAAGUAUCAGCAACCACUACUUCUCUUUUCACUGCUGAUGGUCAUUAUAAUUUUAUUGUAAACCUUUUGGCCAGCAAACACUUAUGGCUGGCAGACAAUGGCCAUAUGGCCCGCAACAGUUGCUAAUGGUUUUUGGUUUCAAACUUUGAAUUAAAGUUUUGUUAAUGUGUAACAGUCUGUGAUUCUGUUGGUUAACUGUUUGCUGUCAGAUUUUUUUUUGUUUUUUGAUUUGAUUUGAGAACCCAUUUUGUUGAUAUCAUUUUGGAACUUUAUUCAUGAGAACUAUCAGUCUUGAAUACUUGUCUGCUGGUUGCUAAUGGUGUUUUCAAUAAACAAUAAGCUUGUAGUCAAUCACACCCCAAUAAAACGGACAUCAGUGAAAUUCCUGCAACAAUUUACAGAUAUUUGACUUGAGUAAACUCCAGACCUGCAAUUACAGGCUAAUACCUGUCGCUCUCAAGGAUGAUAGACUCACAGUCCCAAGGGUGUCUGCAGUAAUCAAAGUUGACCAGACGCAAUUAUAGUUAAAUUAUUUACUUCCCAUCUAUAGGAUAGGUGAUGUGCAGAGUUGCAGUGGAAACGUGCUGAUCCAAGCUCUCAGAUCUCACAUUCACUUUUCUCAGCUCAGUGCCUGGCUGAGCAGAAGUAAAGGUUCUAUUCCUUCACAGGUCCUCUAUAGGUGAGUAUAGUACCGAAUGAUAAUGACAGGUAUCCAUAUUAGUGGUCGUCAGGUCAUCUAGGAUGACCGUAUACCAAGAUGGACCCCUCUUGGGGGGGAGGGGGGUGGUUGAGAGGGGUAGAGGUGUGCUGGCAAACCCUUCAAAUCCUGACCCUGUUUAAGACAAGAAUAAUCAUUAUUGUUCAUUUUGCUUCCCUAUUUAAGACAAGAGACCUACUCUCACACCUAUGGUUCUGUUUCGCACAAGAAAUUAUUAAGUGUUUUUAAUCUUACUCCAUGGAGUUACCAGUAGAUUUUUUUUGAAAAUAUAUUUUUGGUACCACUCAUGUAGACUGCACAUUACUGACUUUCACAUUCUUUUUAAGGCUUCCGGCCCAAAAAGACUCUCAGAUGAAAAAUAGUGAAAUUAUUUACCCUGUUUAAGACUAAUCAGGAUCCUGAAAAUCAUACCCUGUUCAGCACCACAUACCCACUUUGGCCAAAUAAGGGAGUGCUCCCUGCUCCACAUAUGGACCCCCUUAAUAAUGUUUCAAUAUUUUUGCUUCCCAUGGUUUGUGUAUAAUGUUGUAGGCUAGAAUGGUUUCAACCUACAUGUAUAUUAUUUCCUUUGCUGCCUAGCCAAAAUUAUUCAUCAUCUUUGAUAAUUUGGUUAAUGGUUUAGGUGCUAAUUAGGAUUAAUUAACAUUAAGUUAGGGAGUUAAAAGACAACAAUUUAUGUUCUUACACAAGCAAUCAUCAAGACUGCUUUUCAGACCUAACCUCUGAAAGGUAAACAAUCACUAUAUAAAUCCCAACACAAAAAUAUUGAACGUGGAUGCUUGUCUCUGAGCUGUACUUUUUUUUUGGUCUAGGGCUGUGCAUUAUAUGUGCCUGGGUUUCCUGUUUCUUGUCACCGAUCUUUCCCUCACUCAAACCACCCUCACAAAUAAUGUAAAUUUAUCUUUGUUUUAUCAUCUGUCUUCAGAAUAUCAGACAUGGGAGAUGAGGUGGCAUCUGGCGAGUUUCUUAAAGAACCUGAUUUUCACACAUUUCCCCUGGCAAAUCUCCAUAGUAACAGAGCGCUUCGUGUUAGUGUCCAUUCACUACCGAGAUGUGACAUAAUUAACUUUGCAGACGAAAUCCUGGCUUCUAAAAUAAAUCAACUCAAUGCUGGGCAGAACUCCAAAUGUAAUGAGAAUGAAGACUCCUUAGAAUUCAUUGAUGACCCAGUGAGGUCUCCCUUAAAAAAGAAAUCAUGCAGGAAGCAUCGAGAUCCUUAUCAUGACGUUAAGAUUUUGAAUGGCAACAAUUCUAUGUUAAACAAGCAAAGUAUUCUGGACUUUUCAAAACCUUCAACAAGCAAGAGUUUGGUUGACCAAGUAGUAGCAACGAAAUGUGAUGAUGAGAAUUGCUUAAACACCUCUCAGACCUCCAAGGAUUCUCUUAGAAGUGGGUAUUUUAAAAUUCGUAGUCUUAGUGAUGGACCAUCUAUUAGUCCAUUACAUGAACAGAUGAAAACUCAACAGUAUGAGAAAGAAAACCCAAGUUCAACAGGCAGUAUAGGCUGUAAUAAACAGGUAAGGACAAAUAUCAUAAACUCUAUUAACAAAGAAGGAUUUUAGCUCCCCUAAAAGUUUGUUAAUUAGCGUAUUGUUGGUGAAGUGUCAGCUGGCAGUCUGUUGAUAGGCUAUCAAAACAAAGCAGCAAAGCAACAAAUAGCUGACUGUCAAUCAACAAGUAUUUUUCUUUUUUUUGGGGGGGGUUAGUGUUCUUUACUUUUUCUCUGAGACCAUCAUGGGAAAGUUGGUACUAACUUUCUUCAGUAAUGUUAUUUGAAUUACUUUAAGGUGGACUCAUCGGUGUAGGCUCCAUUACCAGCGACUGUUUGGGAAAAUGAGCCUGCACUCAUUCCCCCAAUCUUUGAAAACUUUCAGAGACCUUUCUUGGGAGUGGAUCAAGUGGAAAUUGAGUCUACACUCCGUGCAAGUUGGUCCCAACUGGACAUCUUCCUCUUGUUUUAUAGUGUAUGAUUUCAUGUGUGAAUGAAAAGCUGAGAAUGAAAAACGGAUGUUCUCUUUAUCAAUAAAAGUGAUUUUAAACUUACUUUGAGUCACCAACUUAUUUAAUAUACUUGUAUUUACACAAGGAUCGUUUUCUUUGAUAUCAUAUCAUUUGCCUUAUUUGACCAAGGAAUCUAAAUUAGAGUUUGGCCUUUAUCUAAAUGAUAUCAAAAUAUGAUCAAAACUAUUGCUUUCUAACAGAAAUCCAGUUUUGAAUGUGAGAAAAUUGAUGUACAAGUAAAUCGGAGUCACUCAUCUCCAAAGAUCUCAAACCCUGGUGGAUACAGACAAGCUCUUCGAAGCCAACGUGUGGGACCUGGUACUAUUCCUAUCUUCAAUUCAAAAACAGGAUUACCUGUCUCUUCAAGCCCGGUCAGUAUGCUAUAGUAAUAGUUUCUUAACCCUGUCAAGCCCCACAAGUGUCUUUUGGUAGUAAUUUAUUUAUUACCUCUUAUAGUGAAAGUUUGCAAAUUAAAAUGUUCAUGUUUGAAGAUUUUUGUAUUUUUUCUUUAUUUUUUUUUCUGUAGCUGUAAUAAAUGCUAAUUUGCUUUCCAUGUUUGUAGGCUCCCCUCCGUCGCUCUGCCACUGAUUUGAACUUUGGAGAUGACUGCAGGGAAACAACAAAGUAAGCUCAAAACUAUAAUAUUGUUAUCUGUUAAACCUUAUACCUUGCUGGAUAAUAUUGAUCAGGCCUGGUUGUUCACACACUGGAUAGCUCGAUGUCCACCAGUCAUAAAUCACUAUGAUGCAGAUAAGUGGCAGGGAAACCAUCUUGAUAAUUAGCAGUAUCUAUUGGCAAAUUCCAAAGAUAAAAACUUUUUUCAGUGGAUAGCGCUAUCCAUCUUUUCAACAGCUGGAGAAUUGUAUUACUGGCCAGUGUCAUUGGUGUGAUGAAAUUUUAUGGGAAAAUCUGUAUCAAUUGUUAAAAUGAAAAAGGGUUUGUUGCUGUUUUUUUGGCUUGUGAUGCUUUGGAGUUUAGGUGAAGUGGCUGUAGUAGCACUGGUCUCAAAGCUUUAGUACAACAGAUGUACUUAAAGUGUUAAUAACAAGCUUGUUGACAUCUAAUAAUGUAUAAUAUAAAAAAAUAUAAAAGUGGUUAGUUUUACUUAUAAUCAUUCUGGUUUUUAUUUACCUGUUAAUUAAGUGGCAUUCAAGAAAAGUCAAAUAACGUAGACUUCACAGCAAAACUGAGUCAAAGUGCUCCAGCCUCUACAACACAACGUCUCUUAGGAAACUUUGAGGUAAAUUACUAGUUUAAUAUUAAAAUAAUUAAAUCUCAAGAAAUCUCAUGGCUAUAUCAUAGUGAUUUAUUUCAAAAAUUCACUUAUAUACUUUAAAUUGAAAGUUUCAUAGUGGGUAUUUCAGUUUGAUUAAAUUACGGUCUGAUCAUGAGUUUAUUAAUAUGAGAGUGAUAUUAAUCUCAUUUAUGUCAGAAUGAGAUUAUGCCACACCUUUUUGGCCACCACUUUCCAAAUGCCCUGACUUACUCACCUUUUCUCUAAAACCAUGUGUUGUUGUUGUGUUCAACUAAUUCCUUACAUGAACAAAAGUGCAACUAUCUAUAACAUGUUUAUUGUUCAACAAAUGCUUGCAAUUUUUUUCUAGGAGUCUGUGUUAAAUGGCAGGAUGGAAGCAGUAGGGACUGUUGAGGUGAUUAAUUUAUUAAAAUUUUGAAAAAUGUUUCUGUUAUUUGUAUGUUUUCUUUCUAAUGGUGGUUUGUACAUGAACUGAGAUAAGAUGAUAUAACAGAAUACCGAAAAAUUCUUCUUCUACAGUUCUAUACAAUAAUUGUAUUAUCUUGCCAGCAAGGACAAAUUAUUUGUCCUUGCUGGCAAGAUAAAUUAUUUUUGUUGAUUUUACCAUAUGUAAGAGUUCUCACUGUGAUAACCUCAUACAUGCCACUUCUGUUGUAGGGUUUCACAGCUGAGUUAGGAGCCAGUGGAUCUUUCUGCCCUUCUCAUGUUACUCUUCCUGUCAAAGCAUAUUUUUUCAGCCUCUCUGAAGAUGAUGCCCCAUCUCCUUACUUGGUGAGAUUUUUUUUCAUGUUUGAGCAAAACAUUGUCCAUCUUAUCUCGUCACAACAAUUAACAUUUGAUUUUUGAAACCUCUAUUAAUCUGGGUUUUACUGUAUUCUGCAGGGCUACAUUAGUUUAGAUGAUCUCUCUAUAAGUAGAAAAGGCUAUCAUGUGCCUACCAAAGGAACCGUGCAACUGGUAAGACUGCCAACAGGAAUGUAAAAAUGUAAAAUUUGCAGCAGUUAUAGCAACGAAAGCUGAAAUUUAAGGAGGCAGCAUAGCAGAGUUGUCUGUGCUUCAGACUCACUGUCCAGACAACUUGAGUACAAUUCUCAGUGACAACAAGUUGGGUUUGUUUCCCAGUACCCGUCACAGUCCAGCUUCUCAACAAUGCUCAUAAAUACCCAACUGGCUGACAUGCCUCCUUCCAGUUGGGGUUUUUAAUCCUCUUAAUAAUUUAUAACCAUUUUUUAGAUUUCUGUGAAACUUUGCAUAACAGACGACAAGCACCUAAAGUAUGCGCAGCGUAAAGCAUUUCCAAAGUUCAGGUCAAUAAGGGCUGAAAUUCAAUUUUAAAGCUUAAACUAUUGUGACGUCAUUGCCCCAUGAUAUUUAUUCCGAUCGCCCAACAAUAAAUAUCAUAAUAAAGUUUAGUCGAUGUGUAAUACAUGUGUAAUAAUGGUUUUACCUUUAAGAUCAAUUUGUAAGAGAUACAAAGAUGGAAGGUGUCAAUACAAAAUUAUUGCAUCGAGCCACCUGAAGCCUCUAGAACUUCUCCUUAUGGAUGCAUUUGAUAACACAGUCAGCUAAUAAUUACAGAAACUUAUCCUUGUCUUAAAGAUACCAAGCUUCAUACGCAAUAAGGACACAACACACUCGGUGUUCCCCUUCUCUGUCCCUUUCCUUAGAGGGUUAGCUGCACUCUCAUAUCCUGUCAUAAGCAGUUGUAUGUGAUUUUAAUUUGUAAACUUAAGCUUAUUCUGUUGCAUUUGCAGACUUUGUUUAAUCCCAACAAAACUGUGGUCAAGAUGUUUGUUGUACUCUAUGACUUUAGUGAUAUGCCUCCAAGGGCACAGACUUUUUUACGUCAGAAAACGUUUUCAGUUUGGAAACGAGCUUGUCACUCAGAUGAGGUAGGCAUUGUACUUCUUAAGAAUUUUUGAUACUAUUUUAUCAAGGAUAAACCCCUUGUUCUGUAAGUUAACUGACACAGCAAUUUCUAGAAGAAAAAAUAUGACUACAUUAGAAGACAUGCUUUCAAGUGAAAAGAGCAACGUCAGCUAAAUUCAUUGUCUUUGUAGUAGGCGUGAAUCAAAUCUAUAAAACUUGUGUUAUAGCUUUUAUAAUUGUUGAAAAAAUUUUAUUAUCUCUUGAACUCGUGAAUAUUGAAUUUCUCGUUUUAGCUCUUCUCUUUGAGCAAAUAUUUGCUGAUGCCCUCAGUUACAUUUUUUUCUAUUUACGGUAUUACUUAACCCAUCGCCGUGGCCGUAUAUACAAUUUGAACUCAAAAGUUGUAAGGGCUGGUUAACUUGAGCAAUCUGUGCAAUUUUCAGCUCUCUUUGAGCAAUAUGGGCAAUCAAAAUUGCGAACUUUCUUGGUGGCAAAGAAGUUAAUAUACAUUCUUUGUAAAAUAAUUUUUGAUGAUAACACAUUACUGUACAUUUUUUAGGGUCAAAUGUCUCUUCAUUAUUUGAUUCAUUUGAGGUGAGCUUAAGUAUACUUAUAAAUAGUGGAUUUAUUUGUUUGUUUACAGAUUUAGCUUGGUACAAAGUAACAAUAGGAUUUUAUUAGCCCCCAAGCAGCUAGAUGGCUGCUCCUGGAAACGAAGUUGAUUGAUGGUCUAUUGCUAUGCAGCCUUGUUUCCUUAAGCAAUAGACCACACUUUCUAUGGGUUUACCGGCGUGAUAACCAACGCGGUAUGUUGGGAGACCUCGAGCUUUUCGAGUGUUCUCCCAACAUCCCAAAUGGGUUAUCACGCUGGUAAACCCAUAGAAAGUGUGGUCUAUUGCUUUUAUAAAAUAUCUUUAAGUAAAACGGAAAAUGUUUCAGUUUUCUAUAAGUUUACCGGCACAAUAAACCAUUGGUUUUUAACCAAUCAGAACGCGCGUUCUAUCUUAGUUAUUUUAAUAAAAUCAAAUAUACCAUCAAAUCGAUGGUAUAUUGCUCGCAUACAGCUAUUUCGAGAAAGGUUGUUGGAAAAAUUGCAUGCGGUAAUCCCGAUAGGUAUUGUGGGUGGUUUUGAUUUUAUUGUUCUUGAAAGAAAUUUGAAAGAAUGGUACGAGAGGCCAUGGAGAUAUGUUUGCGAGCGUUGAGUUCAUUGUUCUUCAAAGAAAUUUGAAAGAAUGGCACGAGAGGCCAUGGACAUGUGUUUGUGAGUGCUAAAGGAAAGCAACAAAAGAAGUUUUGACAGCUACAGUGUCAGGAACAGUGUAUUGAUCAUAUCCCAUAUUACCUUUCGGGGUUGUUGUGGCGAAUUUUUUUCUGACAACCUUUCUCAAAAUAGCUGUAUUCCAAAUAUGGUCAGCCCCUGUUGGUUACGAAGAAUUAGCCAGGGGGAUUGGAGGCAAUCAGAAACGGCAAAAUAUUUAGCCUCCCCGCAGACGUCCUUUGGGGUUCGUUUGUCACACAUUCAUUUCUCCCCCACGGACGUCGUCCGUGGGGGAGAAAUGAAUGCGUGACAAACGAACCCCAAAGGACGUCUGCGGGGAGGCUACAAAAUAUUUUGAAUGAACAAUAAACAGAAUUAACUUAUACGUUCAAGUACGUAAUGAACUUAUAAAACAGACCCUGCAACUCAUUAAUUGUGCGUUUUGAAUUAUAUUUCAGAUUUGUUACUUCCAAAUCUGGCAGACUCUAUCUCCACACAGAUAUCAAAGUGAUAUUUGCACGCCAGCCCCCAGAUCUCCCUAGUGGAGUUACAUUUUGCACUGUCACUGACGGUCCUACAGAACCGCGAUAUACACUUUGACAAACCAAAUUAGUAGGACAGUUAAUUAAAUUUAUGAUAAUUUAUCAAAAUUUUGACAAUUGAAUCAGUAUAUGGCCUUGACAAUAAUACAGCAAUUAAUGAUAUGACGCUGCAAUCUUCACCAAAAUAUUAUUUAUUUAAAUCUAAUGCUUAUAUAGCUAGGGUUUUUUAAAAUUUAUUUAUGUUUUUUGUUAAAAAAAAAAAGACCUAUAAUUGAAAUUUCUUUGACCGUAUUGAUUUUUUGAUAAGGUGCGGACAAGUUUUGGUAAACAGUGAAAGUUCAUAAGUUGACGACCACUGUAUUAAGAUAGCCAAGAACAUUUGUUGCCUCCUUUUUUACUUCACAAAUUGAUAAUAUUUAUUUAUGGUAAUGUUAUUUCUGGAAUUUGCGAUCCCAACUCCAAGGAAUUCCUUACUUCACAAACGAAAUCUGAUGAAAAUUUUAGCUUCCCAAUUUAAACCUCGCGAGAAUUAGAUAGCCUGCGUUGCAGCUGGCCCACGCACUCGUCUAAACCAUUUGUAUAGUCCGCUCCCGGGGGGGGGAGGAGGGUUCUGCCAUAUAUGGGCUAAAUAGAUAUGUGCCGCUGUAAAGGGUAUGGUUUUCAGGCAGUUUACUCUAGGAUAGGGUAUAUAAAUCAGAGCGUUUGGGUCUAGAAUAGGGUAUCAUUUUUCAGGAAACUGAUCAGUUGGUUGAAGAUUUUAUCUAGACAAGGGAAACAGCUACUCUAGGAUAGGGGGAUUUGGGGAGUUUACUCUAGUAUAGGGUAGCAAAAUUCAGCUGAACUAGCUCUGGUAUAGGUUAAGGGUUCCAGGGUCCCAGCGGCACAUCCCCACCCAGAAAUUCCUAAAGUACCCCUCCCCCCCGGGAGUCCGCUCUAUACAGAAGGUUUAGUUUUAGAGUGUCUGCGACGCAGGCUAGUCUGAAAAGGCUUUAAGAAGAACACUUUUGUACAUAGAAAAGAAAUCUCAGCACUUAAGCGCAUGUAAAAGGAAUAUUUAUUUAUGUCAGGGUGAAAAUUGAAAGAUGCUAUGAGCAACAGUUAAGGUUAGUAUGCAUAUAGUGAGUAGUAAAUCAGCAGCGUUAAGUUUUUUCUCCAGCAUUACCCGUAAGAAAUAAUGAUUGCAAUUGCCCCCCUCCAACUUGAAAACAAGCAAUUUCAGUAAGUACUUAAGUGUAGCCUUGCCCUCCCCCGUGACGGAGAAAAAACGUGGGGGAGGGGGUGGGCACCCCUCCACCCGUCUCAAAAGAAAUCGAAGUACCAGGUCCGCCUCUGGACCAUCAGUAUAAUCACGUCCUUCGUGAAAGAAUUCGUAAAAUCAAAUUUUCUUUUCAAUCAAAUGAUUAAUAUUUUUGUUGGUGUUACUUUUUUAUAUGACAGUUUUAAUAUAAAAGCUCAGAAAAUGCAAAUUCAACAUAUACCUGGCAGGGCAAGAUAUAAAAGUUUGCGCAAAGGGUGGAAUACUAAGGAGGCAAGAUAAGAAGGUCAUAUCCUAAAUGUUGCGUGUAACAUUAAAAUUCCA